GAACAACAUGAAAGAAAUCGAACAACCAAUUAUCACCGUUCAUUUAAAGGCGAUUACACUCUGGUUAAAUUUAAGAUGGAUUUCAAAAGUCGGUUUGAUGAUGACAUAAUUGCCCUCUUACAAAGC
This is a messenger RNA of Funneliformis geosporum, 126 nucleotides long. The record is from the annotation of a GenBank genome assembly. Lineage: Eukaryota; Fungi; Glomeromycota; Glomeromycetes; Glomerales; Glomeraceae.